AUGCUGAAUUAUAACUCUGAAAUCCAUAUUGUUAUCGAAAGUGUGUACAUUUCAGCAAGUCGACUGCUGCCAACGAUGUUGAAGGACAUCGCUCAGGAUUCGAACGAAUCGCAGGACGAAACAAUCAAAGCGAUUGUUUCGUACAGUUCUUAUCCAAAGAAUGUCUGUCCGACUACAUGUGCUGUCUGCGGUGAUUCGGCCUCUGGAUAUCACUAUGAGGUUCCAUCGUGCAAUGGCUGCAAAACGUUCUUUCGGCGAACAGUGUUGGCUCAGCGCAAAUAUGAAUGUAAAAAAGGAGGAAAAUGUUUUGCAUCAUUGCCGAAAGAUAGACGGUGCAGCUGUCGCGCAUGCCGAUUUCAGCAAUGCGUUGCUGUUGGAAUGAAUCCUCUAGCUAUACAGCUAGUUGGAGAUGCCCGUGAUAAUCACAUGCUGCAGGAAAUUAUCAGCAAAAGAAAAUAUGUAGAUAAUCAGGAGCCUGGUACCUCAAAGGAGUCGAAGUCACCGCUUCCACGCUCUCUGUACGUAGUUGAGAAUGCUAUGGAUCGUUUGAUAGAAGAACUUGUCUACGUGGAGAUAAAGACUGAAAAAUUUCGUAAAUCCGCAUACAAUCCGCAUCCGAAGACAGUGCCACGUCUUGAGCAGUUGAUCACUUCAGCCAGUAUGUUGAGCGUGGGCGAGAGAUUGGGGCCAAUGCCGAAUUGGCCGUUACCAAAUCGCGUACCGACACUUGAAGAGAUAGAAAAAGUCCGAGCAGGAGAUCUAACUCCAUUACGUUCACUGGAGCCCGAGAGAAAAAAUUGGUUCCUCUUUGACAUUAUGAGCUCAAUAGAGUGGGCGAAGACAUUCUCCGUUUUCCAUAAGUUGAAUCGUCAGGAUCAGAUUGUUCUCAUGAAAGCGGUAGUUCUGAUGUGUUUCAACGUCACUCAAGCAUUUUUCUCCUAUGAGCAGAAAUCCUCUACCGUAAUCCAUCCAGACGGGACUACGCCACCCGUCUUACCGAGCAUGUUCAUAUUGAACAACCCUAUGAGAGAGAAUUUUUUCAAAGUUUGUAUUGGUGCGCUAAUGCGGAAUAAAAUAGACAAAAAGGAGUACGUGCUUCUGAAAGCGCUCAUACUCUGCAAUGCCACGGUGGAAGGCUUAUCCCCAGAAGGACAACAAAUCCUAGCUGCAGAACGUGAUCGUUACAACAGUGCUUUGUUUUCUUAUUGUAUGGCAGCCAGAGGAAAGUCAGGAGCUCCGUCACAAUAUGCGGCUUUGCUAUCCGUUAUCGAUAUACUCCAUUAUCAAACAAAGAUUCAGAAGGAUUUCCAUGUUAUAGUGGCAAUGAGCCGCCCGUCAUGUUUGAAAGUGAAGUUGGUUGAAGAGAUCAUGGAAUAAGAAUGUAUAAAUCUCAAGAGUACAUUAUUUAUUGAACUCAUGUAUUACGAUGAAAUAAAUGUGAAUAUUUGGA
Molecule: messenger RNA, 1450 nt
Organism: Cylicocyclus nassatus
Lineage: Eukaryota; Metazoa; Nematoda; Chromadorea; Rhabditida; Strongylidae
Source: the annotation of a GenBank genome assembly